Messenger RNA from Dioscorea cayenensis subsp. rotundata (Guinea yam), 1428 nucleotides. RefSeq names its product casein kinase II subunit beta-1-like. Gene Ontology annotation, molecular function: protein kinase regulator activity. The transcript has 5 exons. Lineage: Eukaryota; Viridiplantae; Streptophyta; Magnoliopsida; Dioscoreales; Dioscoreaceae. The record is from RefSeq and is a predicted model, not a curated record. The coding region runs from base 226 to 1071 and encodes 281 amino acids. Gene Ontology annotation, cellular component: cytoplasm; protein kinase CK2 complex.
AAUUCCCAAAUUGCCAUCCAUCCUCCCACUUUCUCCCCCCCGUGCUCCCCCUUCUCUCUUCAAUCCCCGGCCCUUUUCCCUCAUCCUCCUCUCUCCGAUCGAAACCCUAACCCUAGCCCUGAAUUCCAUCGCUCCUCUCACCGAUCCCUCCUCGAAGGAGCUUUUCUUCCUCAUCUGAUCGACCUUUUGUCGAUCUUGGAUUUGGGGAUUGAGCUAGGGUUAGGGAUGUAUAGAGGCAGCGGGUCGAAGCCGGAGCCUGGGCAGUUAGACCGGAAGCGGAUCAACGAUGCCCUAGAUAAGCAUCUGGAGAGGUCGUCGCCGUCGACCUCGAGGGGGUUGAAUGGUAAGGAGAAGGAGCGGCUCUCGGUGCCAUCGUCGUCGGCUGGAAAGCAUCACGACCACCGUGACCAGCGGCCUGCGUCUCUCUCCAAGAACAAGUGUUCCGAUGAAUCUGAGACUGACAGUGAAGGUUCAGACAUUAGUGGUUCUGAUGGAGAGGACACUUCUUGGAUUUCAUGGUUUUGUAACUUGAGAGGGAAUGAGUUCUUCUGUGAAGUGGACGAUGAGUAUAUACAAGAUGAUUUUAACCUAUGCGGGUUGAGCAGUCAAGUUCCUUACUAUGAUUAUGCUUUAGAUCUGAUAUUGGAUGUUGAAUCCUCUCAUGGUGACAUGUUCACUGAGGAACAAAAUGAGCUUGUUGAGUCAGCUGCAGAGAUGUUGUAUGGUCUGAUUCAUGUCCGAUACAUAUUAACUAGCAAAGGAAUGGCUGCAAUGCUGGACAAGUUUAAGAACUAUGAUUUUGGAAGAUGCCCUAGAGUUUACUGCUGUGGUCAGCCCUGCCUUCCUGUUGGUCAAUCUGACAUUCCUCGUUCAAGCACUGUGAAGAUUUACUGUCCCAAGUGUGAAGAUAUAUACUACCCAAGAUCCAAAUACCAAGGCAACAUUGAUGGGGCUUACUUCGGCACCACAUUUCCGCAUCUCUUCAUGAUGACAUACGGGCAUCUCAAGCCACAAAAGGCAUCUCAGCGAUAUGUUCCAAGAGUCUUCGGCUUCAAAAUCCACAAACCAUAAGGUUGCUCUUCAGCUCUCACUGCAUAACAACAUGCUUUGGGCCUCACAAUGCUGCUGAUAUAUCAUGGAGAAACCGCUCUCGAAGAGUAAGUUCCUGAUUUGCCGUCCUGUUCAUCGGUGGCAAGUGAUUUAAUGUGCUGACACAUAUCGUCGAAGGCUGUAUUGUCUUAUGUUAACUGUAGCGGAAGGUCUCCAAAGAAUACUCUUAUGUUUGACAUUCCAUUGCAAUGCUUUUUGUUCAUUUUAUUUAUUUUAGUUUCUGUCGCCUUUCCUAAAUUCCUUUCAUGCUUGUAUAUUACAAUGCUGCUGUACUGUGAAAUUUCCGUUAUUGAGCUUAAUGCUUUCUGUUAUUAUCAA